AUGGAGAGCAACGACUCACAAGUGAUAUUGCUUGGAACGUUCGAAGCUGCGUACAGCUGGCGGGCGCUCGCAUUCAGCGUCCUCCUGCUGAUCUUCGUUAUCACCAUCCUAUCCAGCCUGCUGGUGCUUGGCACAGUGACCGUCUCCAAGGAGUUGCACAGGCCCAUGUACGCGUUCAUGUGCAACCUGAUACUGGUUGACAUCAUCGGCUGCACGGCCAGCUUGCCCCAACAGCUGGGCAUUUUCCUAACGGGCGACAACCGAAUAUCGCGCGCGUCCUGCAUCACGCAGAUGUUUUGGAUCAACGUCUUCGGCAUUGUGGAGUCUCUCACUUUGACUGCAAUGGCAUUGGACCGUUACGUGGCCGUCUGCUACCCGUUGCACUAUCACACCGUCGUGACCGCGAAACGAACGAUGAUCGUCGUAGCUACCGUUUGGGUCAUCGCGAUAGCGGAACUGUUACCGUUGACGAUUCUUGUCAUGCAAUUGACGUUGAAAGACGCCAACAGGGAUAUGCCGGGCAUUUUUUGCGAUUACUUAGGAUUCGCUCGCCUAUCCAUCAAUGACACACGAGUUCAAGAAACGUACAGCUCGGUGAUGAUGGUGGUGCUCUUUGGGCUACCUCUGUGUUUAAUUGCCUACACCUACGUGAUGAUCCUCUAUGAGUUCAAACGUACACAGCUGAGCGAUUCCAAGAUGAAAGCCCUGCACACCUUUCUGACUCAUGUCUUCUUGCUUGCCGCUUUUUUCAUCGCAGUCUUCAUAACUAUACUCGUGCCGCGUAUAGUCAAGGAUUUUCAAACCGUUCAAGCAAGAAAUAUCCGUUGUCUUUCUCAAAUCAUAACGUUCUUCGUCCCAAUAGCGAACAUCAGCAUCUACUUCGUCAGAACCAAGGAGUUGAGAAAGGAGGCAAAUAUGUGUUUUAAGAAAGUUGUUAUGACAAUUUCCAGAAGUUCAAGACAUCACAAGGUGUGUGCUUCAGGGAGUAAACGUUCAUAUGCAAACCAAAAAAAUGUACCAAUGUGA
Lethenteron reissneri (Far Eastern brook lamprey) is the source of this 1026-nucleotide messenger RNA. Its product is annotated as olfactory receptor 1M1-like. Gene Ontology annotation, biological process: G protein-coupled receptor signaling pathway; detection of chemical stimulus involved in sensory perception of smell. Gene Ontology annotation, molecular function: odorant binding; G protein-coupled receptor activity; olfactory receptor activity. Lineage: Eukaryota; Metazoa; Chordata; Hyperoartia; Petromyzontiformes; Petromyzontidae. Gene Ontology annotation, cellular component: membrane. The record is from RefSeq and is a predicted model, not a curated record.